AUGUCAGCGAAAUUAGAGUUUGAAGGAGUGUUGUCAAGAUACCCAAAAGACACCACGAUAGGAAUUUACGUAACAUUAGUUACAGAUGGAUACUCAAGAUUUGCAAUUGAAAGAGCGGAAACAUCGAAAUUAAAUAUGUUAUUAACAAAUGCGUCAAGUAUGCGUCAAGACAUUUUUAAUUACUUGUUUGAAAAAUUAGAUAAUGAUUCUGAUGAUUCUGAUAAA
Molecule: messenger RNA, 225 nt
Organism: Dentiscutata heterogama
Lineage: Eukaryota; Fungi; Glomeromycota; Glomeromycetes; Diversisporales; Gigasporaceae
Source: the annotation of a GenBank genome assembly